AGGAUAGAAACAUAACUUAAAGUUGUGUGGUUGUGCCCUUAGCUGGAAAGCUGUGGUAGAUUAUAUUGACCACCAGUUUGAGAAGUACCGAAAGGCAGAGAUCCAUCUAAACCGUAAGAACAUUCAGGACAGUCGGGUGCAUUGCUGUCUGUAUUUCAUCUCGCCUAGUGGACACGGGUAAUAAUCAUGUGUUUUUUUUUCCUUAAUGGCCACUGUGUAAUAUAUUAAUACUUUAGAUAUAAGAUUAAUUACAGAUGUAAUAGAAACAACGUCAGCUCUAAGUAAUGACAUUUGCCAUAACAACAUCUACUUGUGCAAUUAUCUUGACUCAAUUAGCGUAAUACAGCAUAUGAUUUAACAGCAUUGACUUGUUACCUGUCAGAAAAACAUAACCUAUAUGACUGAUAAAUGAAUGUCAAUUCAUAACCUAUAUGACUCACACAUUUUUGAUUUGAUCAUGUUCAUUCAGUGAAACAAGGGAAGCCCAAUACUUUUGACACCGCAACCCAACUGAAUCCAGCAAUGUUUGGUAUUUUUGGUCAUUUUUAGGGUAGUGUGAACUCACCUGUGUAAAUGAGCAUCCUAUCAGCAACAGCACUGACCUUUUUUCCCAGACAUACCCAUAGAACCCAUUCUAUCCAUCCUCAUGCGCAUAGACACUACUGUACUUGUUUGUCACCAUGAUUAGAGGAGAAUAUUAAUAUGCUCUUGCUGUUCGUCUGUUGUGGCAGCCUCAGACUGGUUGAUGUAGAGUUCAUGAAGGCACUCCAUAAGAAGGUCAACAUAGUGCCUGUGCUGGCUAAAGCAGACACCCUCACUCGCUCAGAGACCCAUUAUAUGAAAACCAGGAUUUUGGAUGAGAUUGAUAGACACAGGAUCAAAAUCUUUGACUUCCCUGAAUGUGACUCAGAUGAUGAUGAACUCCUAAGAAAGCACAACUUUUACCUAAAGAGGAGCAUGCCAUUCGCAGUAAUUGGGAGCAACACAACAGUCAAGAGAAAUGACCGGAAAGUUCGAGCUCGUAUUUAUCCAUGGGGUACUGUAGAAGUGGAGAACCCCGCUCACUGUGACUUUCUGCUCCUAAGGAGCAUGCUGAUACAUACACACAUGCAGGACCUGAAAGACUUGACUGAGGACACAUUGUAUGAGAACUACCGUACUCAGAUCUUGUGCCAGAACUAAGACCCUGCUGAUAAUCUGGAUUGUGUUUGAAGGAGGAUAUUGGAGGAAUAUGCACCGCUGGGAAUAUUGCAAGAUGGAAUAAAAUGUUUUGAAAUGUUUUGAAUUGUACAUUUUUGAGUUUAUGCUAAACAUACUCGAAGAUGCCCAAUGAUAUUAUAAUAAACAUUAUACUGAUUAUUGUUUGUGUUAUCGCUUCACAUAAACAGCAGAAGCGCAUAUUCCUGUUACUGAACGUUAUAAUACUCUGACACUGGAGACUCCUUACGUAAAUGUUUUCUAACAGAAAGAUUUGCAGUAUGUCCACAUGAAUGAGUUGUUGCUAUAAAAAUAAUACUGUAUUAGAGCGAGUGCAUUGAUAUGAACCUUUAAAUGGCUUUAAACCAAUAAAUUUUUCAUGUUGUGA
Molecule: messenger RNA, 1585 nt
Organism: Hemibagrus wyckioides
Lineage: Eukaryota; Metazoa; Chordata; Actinopteri; Siluriformes; Bagridae
Product: septin-4-like
Exons: 5
Coding region: 703-1182 (159 amino acids)
Biological process (GO): regulation of exocytosis; cytoskeleton-dependent cytokinesis
Cellular component (GO): microtubule cytoskeleton; septin complex; cell division site
Molecular function (GO): molecular adaptor activity; GTP binding; GTPase activity
Source: RefSeq, a predicted model, not a curated record